AUGUUGACCCGUGAACAAAAUGGGCACAGCCAUGCGAUGCAUUUCUGUCCCGUGAGACGCUUCAGAGGCCACACAGGACCCGUCAGAACAGCAGGCUCAAUGGCAUGGAACUCCAUAGUGAAACAAAGACUGCAUUUCCAAGUCACAAACCAGAGAGGGGUCACACCUCUUAAAACAUUUCCAAUACAUCAACAUGGAUCAUCUUCUCCAAACACUGGUGCCUAUAGCAACAGCAUGCUUCAGAGGAGGUCCCUUAGAGAUUCAAGAAACCUCUCUGAAAAAAACACCAGGAAAUCAUUCACAGUCAAAAAAGCUCUGCUCAUAGCAUGUGGAGUGCGAUGUGUCCUGUCAGCACGACCCUCCAACUGCUCCACAUCACCACCCCAUAAAGACGAGAAAGACAGAUCUCAUUCCAUCUCUGCAAGAGGACAGGAAUACAGAGACUGUGUUGAAACAGAGGGUGAACUGAAGGUAAGGGAUGCAUUCACUGCGAUAAAAAAAACUGAGGAGAGAGAGAGAGCGAGAAGCAGUACACACAGACAGAGAGUCCCGCUGGAUUCAAGCCACCGGCCUUCCACUGUCCCACUGGAUAAUCAGACGGGACGUCGAGCACUAAGCACACCAGAAACUCCCAUGUGCAAGAUUAUCUGGAGAAGAAAAGAUGAACAAAAUGUCCUUCAAGAUAGACCUCAACAUUUUAAUGAAGAGCAGAGUCCCAAUCUAACCCCAUUACUACAUCUCUACCUGCCUUCAUCGUAUCAGCCGCAGGAGCAGGGAGAAGAUACAGCACCGGGACAGGAAAAUAGAGUGCUGUAG
This is a messenger RNA of Sinocyclocheilus grahami, 816 nucleotides long. RefSeq lists its product as uncharacterized. The transcript has 4 exons. Lineage: Eukaryota; Metazoa; Chordata; Actinopteri; Cypriniformes; Cyprinidae. Bases 1 to 816 code for a protein of 271 amino acids. The record is from RefSeq and is a predicted model, not a curated record.